CUUAAACCACACAAACAAAUCAAUCAGGAAAAUAUAAAGAAAAUAGGUUAUAUAUCAAUACAAGAAGCAAUGGUAAGCAGUACCAUGAGGUGUUUAUGGGGAUUGGUUCUUCUCUUGGGGAUAGCGGGCAUUAGGGGCCAAGAUGUUGGUUCCCUACUCAGCAAGGAUAUGUUUGAAGAUAUGUUGAAGCAUCGUAAUGAUGCUAAUUGUCCGGCCAAUGGCUUCUAUACUUAUGAAGCUUUUAUAGAUGCCACAAAGGCCUACGGUGCUUUUGGAACCACUGGUGAUCAAGACACUCGAAAGAGAGAGAUCGCAGCCUUCCUUGCUCAGACCUCCCACGAGACCACAGGUGGAUGGGCGAGUGCACCGGAUGGACCAUAUGCAUGGGGAUACUGCUACAAAGAGGAACAAAACCCUCCUAAUGAUUACUGCUCCCCGAGUCAAGAAUGGCCUUGCGCUCCGAAUAAGAAAUAUUUCGGCCGUGGUCCUAUUCAGAUCUCCUUCAACUACAACUAUGGACCCGCGGGAAGAGCUAUAGGGUCUGAUCUGCUCGGUAACCCGGAUCUGGUGGCAAGUGACGCUGUCAUUUCAUUCAAGACUGCACUAUGGUUCUGGAUGACCCCACAGUCUCCGAAACCGUCAAGCCACGAUGUUAUCACUGGAGCAUGGACACCAUCAGCAGACGACUCAGCAGCUGGUAGAGUUCCUGGGUAUGGAAUGGUAACAAACAUCAUUAAUGGUGGAAUCGAAUGCGGUAAGGGAUCUAACGCACAGGUGGAGGACAGGAUUGGCUUCUUUAGGAGAUACUGCACCAUUCUUGGAGUUAGCCCUGGUGACAACUUGGACUGCUACAACCAGAGGCCUUAUGCAUGAUUGAUUUACUGUAUACUGAAUGUAUGGAAAUAAGUUGAGGCAAUAGAAUAAAUUUCACAUGUACUACUGUGUUUCUACUGUAAGCCAAUAAGAUCAUGUAUCCUUGAUCAAUGUACGAGCAAAUUUUAUCCAGAUGAAUAAAAUAAGUUUCAACUAUGA
Molecule: messenger RNA, 1032 nt
Organism: Daucus carota subsp. sativus
Lineage: Eukaryota; Viridiplantae; Streptophyta; Magnoliopsida; Apiales; Apiaceae
Product: basic endochitinase
Exons: 3
Coding region: 70-873 (267 amino acids)
Biological process (GO): carbohydrate metabolic process; chitin catabolic process; defense response to fungus
Molecular function (GO): chitinase activity
Source: RefSeq, a predicted model, not a curated record